Messenger RNA from Pyrus x bretschneideri (Chinese white pear), 1772 nucleotides. RefSeq names its product adenine phosphoribosyltransferase 5-like. The coding region runs from base 238 to 882 and encodes 214 amino acids. Gene Ontology annotation, molecular function: adenine phosphoribosyltransferase activity. Gene Ontology annotation, biological process: adenine salvage. The transcript has 7 exons. Gene Ontology annotation, cellular component: cytoplasm; cytosol. NCBI's taxonomy places the organism in Eukaryota, Viridiplantae, Streptophyta, Magnoliopsida, Rosales, Rosaceae. The record is from RefSeq and is a predicted model, not a curated record.
ACAAAAAACCAGUAGCCACCAAUUACUCCAAACACAAACCAACACCAACACCAACCCACAGAGAGACGAAACAAAGCAAAUAGAUUCAAGGUUUUCAGUCAGUUUUUAGGAGGGAAACUCCCAAAACCCAUUGAUUCUUCUACCCAAAGACCAAAAUUCAUUCCCUUCAAGCAUUUGUGGAGAGAGAAAAAGAAAGAAAAACCAGAGAGAGAAACCAGAGAGAGAGAGAGAGAGAGAAUGUUUGCAGCAGAAAAUGGACUGAAAGGAGACCCAAGGCUCCAAGCCAUAUCAGAGGCCAUCAGGGUUGUGCCUCACUUUCCAAAACCAGGAAUAAUGUUUCAAGACAUAACAACAUUGUUGCUUGAUCACAAGACCUUCAAGCAUGUUGUCGACAUUUUUGUUGAUCGCUACAGAGACAUGGACAUCUCUGUUGUUGCCGGAGUGGAAGCCAGAGGGUUCAUGUUUGGCCCUUCAAUUGCUUUAGCAAUUGGUGCCAAGUUUGUCCCUUUACGUAAACCUAGAAAGUUGCCGGGAGAAGUAAUUUCAGAAGCGUAUGAGCUUGAGUACGGAACUGAUUGCCUGGAAAUGCACGUUGGUGCUGUUCAGCCCGGCGAACGUGCAUUGGUAAUUGAUGAUCUAAUAGCUACCGGUGGGACCUUGUCAGCAGCAAUAAGACUUUUAGAACGUGUCGGGGCUGAAGUGGUAGAAUGUGGAUGCGUUAUUGGGUUGCCUGAGGUUAAGGGACAGUGCAGGCUUAAUGGAAAGCCACUCUACAUCCUUGUGGAGCCACGCGAGUUAGAUAACGAGAUCUGUUCGAGUUCUGCUUGGGCUGACCGCAGAAACAAUGGCGCUUCACUCGAGCAAAUGGCCGUGAAUGUUUAGAGCGACUGAGUUCCGGUGCUCAAUGCUCAUCAUUCCCUCGUCUGCGUCUCGUGUAGAUUGCUAUGUAACAUUAGCCAUUUCGAACAAAAUGCAUGGACGAAUGUUAUUUUCGAGAGAUCGAUUUAUUCUUAAAACAGGAAACCUUCAUCGCCGCAUUAUGGCAAAUUAUUCAAUUUAAAAUCUCUGAUGCUCAUUGCUUUUGCUAAGCAAAGAGGCUCUAAAAGAACAGCCAAAGAAGCUAAACAUGGACCUCAACUGAUGCGUGCCAUCGCUAUUCACGAUUCCCCCUUGAAAAACCUUCCGCACUCACUCUCACGCAUGAGAGUGAGUGCGGGAAGUGAUCUUUGGAGCGACGAAAUCAUCCCCCUUGUUCCUUCAGCAUGUCGUGAAUACCUAAAGUUGGAUAUUUUAACAAAUCGAUGAAGAAUUUACAUCACAACCUAGAAUGUCGAUUUAUAACCAAGGAAAAUGAAAGAAAAGCUGCAACAACAAUUGCAAAAGGCAGCAAUACCAAAAGACAAGCAGCAAAAUCGUAGAGUCAAUGUUUUAUGGUGAAACUCCCCGCAGGCUGGCAUCCGAAAAGCUUGAGGUACAAUAACCAUGGCAACAUCAUGAUUCGCUUACACGCGCAUACAACGGAAAAGAGCAGAGCCACUUUCAAAUUUAUAAGCCAAAACAAAAGAGAAACAUGUUUUUCACUAAUAAUUUCCUUUCAUCUCUACAACAUUGUGGUAAAGCAGAGAGUGCACAAACUUUCUUGAGACUUGUAUAUGUGUAACCACAAGCUUGAAGCGUCAUGCGUAACGAGAAAUACAUGAAACAACAGAUGGUGCGAGUGGCCAAAUUAUUCUUCUUUUUUUCUUUUAAGGGAAAAAAUACAAAAAACAAAA